Molecule: messenger RNA, 363 nt
Organism: Medioppia subpectinata
Lineage: Eukaryota; Metazoa; Arthropoda; Arachnida; Sarcoptiformes; Oppiidae
Source: the annotation of a GenBank genome assembly
GGCCGUAGAGGUGGGCGUAAAAAUAGAAACUAUAUUAACACUCGCGAUUACCAGGAUGACCGUAAUCAUUGGGAGCGGGACAAAUAUACCAGGCGCGUCGAUUCGCCCUGGAACGUGGUCGGCCGAAGUUUAUUAAAAGAAAAAGAUAUACCGAGCAUAGGCUACGGACCAUUCAAACAGGACAGGGGAGACAUAGCUGACCGGAGUUACGAUAUCGGGUAUGUGUUGGGCCACGAGUACGGCGAGCGUAUGGGCGAUGGCAUCAAGACUGGCAUUAAACAGUCAUUUGAUGGCAUGACUAAAGGCAUGGGCAGGAGGGGUGGCAAAGGCAAGGGGAGUAAUGAUGAUGAUGAAGAUGAGUAA